UCGCAUCCAAACACUGAUUAAUCCUUCUCUCUCUCUCCUCAAAAGGAAAAUCCCCACUAAACCUCCCGCCUUGUAAUUUUCAACUUUCCGCAAAAUCUCUUUCCUCUCUUCGUGAUCGUUCGUACUUUUUUUGAAACUGAGGAAGGUGCUCGACAAUGGAGGAAUGUACCGACAACAUAAGGAAGCGACUUCGGGAUGACUCCCGAGAUAACUCGGGGUCUUGCGGUAUUAACUCGCCCGACCCGAAGCGUUUGCGAGUGGAUUUAGAGAAUUCCACCGAUGACUCGGGUGAUUCGACUCUUGUACGAGUCGACUCGAAUGAAUUGCCGUUGGAGUCUCCCGAGGUGCAGCGGAUCCAGGACGACCUACUCCAUAUCCUGGAUGAGGACACGGUAACGGAACGUGACCCGGACCCGGAGAUCCAGGGGCUUGAAUCGGUGAUCAGAAGCUUCGAAGAAGAGAUACUUGUUGCGGCUCCGGAGCUAGCACCGGUAGUUCUCGACCAAACAUCUGACUCCGGCGACUCUCAGCUGGAACUCGGUUACCUUCUUGAAGCCUCCGACGACGAACUCGGUCUCCCGCCAACAAUAUCCCCCAAAGAGGAAACAAAGAUCGAGGCCGUUGAUUUCGAGACUAGUUCUUCGGGCGCCACUGGAUGGACUGGAUUGUUAGGGUUCGAGAGCGAGAUACCGAAUUACGACACGUUCGAGUUCGGUGUCGGUUUCGACCCUUACAACAAUACCGACGAUACUAGUGGCGAAUUUGUGGCGUUAGGAGGGUUGUUUGAUUAUACAGAUAGGAGUUUUGAACCGGCCGAUAACUCGGAAUUUUUGUAUUUGCCCGAGUAGCUCAAUGCUUGUUUCAAACGUUUCGGCUACCGGGGUUUUGUUUGGACCCGUGACGUUUCGUGCAAAUACUUGACUGUUGAUACACUAGAUUGUAAAUUCGGAUACAGGGGAAAAAAAAAAAAAAUGUAAAGUAGGCCUGACUUUUGAAA
Messenger RNA from Carya illinoinensis, 997 nucleotides. RefSeq lists its product as uncharacterized. The transcript has a single exon. Lineage: Eukaryota; Viridiplantae; Streptophyta; Magnoliopsida; Fagales; Juglandaceae. The record is from RefSeq and is a predicted model, not a curated record. Bases 156 to 848 code for a protein of 230 amino acids.